Messenger RNA from Bipolaris sorokiniana ND90Pr, 811 nucleotides. RefSeq lists its product as uncharacterized. Lineage: Eukaryota; Fungi; Ascomycota; Dothideomycetes; Pleosporales; Pleosporaceae. The record is from RefSeq and is a predicted model, not a curated record. The transcript has a single exon. The coding region runs from base 102 to 683 and encodes 193 amino acids.
CAUAAAUCACCCUACACAUCCCAUCGUGAUAGCACGCACAGAACACGAAAUAAAUACAACACUACACUUGGCUAAACCACUUCCAAAGAAACAACCCCAAAAUGAUCCGAAUCCAUUCCACAAAACACGAACCCGAUCCAACCCUCGCUCACUCUUUUCUCAUAAGCUUUCUCAUACUCCACACCAUACCAUGGCUACGAUGCACCUUCCGCCUCAAGCAUCUAACAUUAUACCUCCUAAACUCGUUAAAAUCACUCCUCAAAUCCAUCCCACCCAGCCCCAUCCUCCCCACCCCCUCCCCCCCGGACACCGCCCUCCACAAUGGAAUCCCCUACAUCUCCCUCACCAGCGCCUACCACCAUACGCUCCGCCAAUCCUGGACCAACGACCCCACAAAACUCUACCUCGAAAGCUGCUUCGACCCCAACUCCCCUGUCAAUCUCGCCACUGACUACGGUAUCGAGGGGUUGUGCCCUGUGGUCAAGGCUACGGAGGGGGAUAAGUUUAUAUUGAGGGAUAGGGAGGAGAGAUACUAUCUUUGGGAUGGGUGGAGUGGGGAGUUGAGAAGGUUUAGGGAGAGGUGGACGGAGGGGCGCAAGGAUAAGGAGGAGGUGGUGCAGGGGCUUGUGUGCGAGAUGACGUGGGCGGAGGCGGAUACGGACGUUAUUUGUAGGGGGAGCUGAGGGAUGCCUUGCUUAAAGAGCAGGUGUAUGAACGACUUGGGCGGUAAAUUCAGUUUGUCAUAGCGGUGUUUCUUUAAAUGAAAGGGAUAUAUAUUGACCAGGCAAUGUAAACUGUUUAAGUAGUACUC